This is a messenger RNA of Saccostrea echinata, 1337 nucleotides long. RefSeq lists its product as uncharacterized. The transcript is spliced from 3 exons. Lineage: Eukaryota; Metazoa; Mollusca; Bivalvia; Ostreida; Ostreidae. Bases 91 to 1008 code for a protein of 305 amino acids. The record is from RefSeq and is a predicted model, not a curated record.
ACGGACAUAAAACAUCAAAAAAUAUCCGGGUAGCCAUUUUCUCUCUUACAAAGUUAAAUAUUUUUCGAGAGUUAUUCAGGCUAAACAACGAUGAAGUUGGGUAGAAAGUUGAAGAUUUUUGCGGUAAUUACUUUCAUCGGCGUGGUGUUGAUGACAGUUUCUUUCGUCAGUCCAGGAUGGGCCAAUGUUUCCGUCAGGGAAACACAACAAGACUAUUCCCCUUUUUUUGAUUGGAAUCCUGAAAAUGGCGAAAAAGUUCACCUCUCGGUUGGACUGUGGUAUUUCACUAUCUGUUUCCACAGAUCUAAAAAUGUUUACCCACAUUAUAUGCCUGAUGCCAGCUUCGAAGAUGAUAGCUGGAUGAUGCAGAGGAGAGAAGAUUCUGGCAAGGAGAAGAGAUGUCAUGUGUCCACCUACCACAGUCAUAGAGAAUCGCCAUUUAUGUAUUCAUUCCCAAGCUCUGUGUACAAGGAAAUGAAAGGAUUGGGUCAAAAGGGACUGUUGGAAUUCCAGAUUAUCUCGUCCAUAGGAAUCUUUUUUGGGGUUCUUGGUUUCAUCGGCACCAUUGCGUACACGCGUAGUCUGGCGAGGUCCAGGUGUGCUGGUUUAUUGGCCUGCAUCAGCCUUAUUGUCUCAGGCGGAACAUAUAUUGCGGCUGCUGCAAAAACGGCUACCGUGGCUCAUGGUUACAAAGCCCUAUUUUCAUACAUGUACAAGUCGACAAUUCUACACUUCCACUGUCCGUGGGCUCUCAUCCUUGGAGGAGUGGGGGGAAUCUUUGUCCUUAUUUCCGCUGUUGCACACUUGUGUAUCCUGUCCAGAAACAAGACAAACGACGACAUACAAGUCUACCAUAUUCACAAAGGAACCAACCAGGGUAUCUUUUCCCAGCAUACUUACACAACAAUUGCGCCCCCUGGUUAUACUGCUACUGUCGGGUUAAAGGUGCCACUGAUAACCGCAAUUGAGAAAAAUGAGGAGGCGGGACCUCUUCCAGAUAAAAAGUAAAAGUGGUUAAAAAAUCCUCAAAAUUGAAGAAAAUAGUUUGAAAGAUUUUGCUGUACAUUUUUAACUGCUGAAUUUUGUGGCCAUAAAGUCUUCUAUAUUUCAUUGUUGAUGCAAAUAUACUCGUAUUUAGGAACUGUCCUUUUCAAUCAAUAUUAUUGUUUUUGUUUAGCAACCUUUUCCUUCUGAUUACAUACACGUGUACUGAUGAGUCUCGACAUAAUUAUGUUUCCUAUAUAUAUAUUUUAUUAUCAUGCAAUAUAUAUCAUGAAGCUAGAAAUUUGUAAACUUACUCAUGCCCAUCAUCAAUAAAUAAUAGAAAAGAAUAAUAA